AUGGCGAACGUCCAAGCGGUAGAGAAUAAUCCCACACUAUUCAAUGAGAAAGUUCAGGAAUUGUUAAGUGGGUUAUCUAAUGAAGCCUCUGAUGCUAAUCCAAAGUUUUAUGCUACUGGUAAGGUACAACUCGAUACAUUCACAACGUUAUAUGGUAUUGCUCAAUGCACGAGAGACCUCUCUAACGUUAAUUGUAAGAAAUGUCUUGAUGUUGCAAUAAGUGAACUGCCAAACUGUUGUGAUGAAAAACGAGGUGGGCGUGUUGUAGGUGGGAGUUGCAAUGUUGGAUUCGAACUUUACCCCAUAAUUGGUACUUAG
Prunus armeniaca (apricot) is the source of this 318-nucleotide messenger RNA. The record is from the annotation of a GenBank genome assembly. NCBI's taxonomy places the organism in Eukaryota, Viridiplantae, Streptophyta, Magnoliopsida, Rosales, Rosaceae.